AUGGUUCUUGGUUUCUACUCUGGCCGGUGCAACCUCUUGAUACUUCGAUCACAAAAGCGGAAGCUCCUCUGGGAAGCGUUCUGGCGUCGUCAUAUCUAUCUGCUUCGGACAACAGGCCGAAUGGUGGAAACUCAGGAUUUACAUCCAACUUCAGAUACUCGCCGAUCACCGGUUCCUUACCUCCUUAAGACAACGGCUUUUGUGACGAGUGCUCUUACGGUAGCUGGCGGUUCAUGUGACUUGACAGCGAUCUACAACUGCUCUGCCUUUUUCGCCUAUGCAUUCUCGAUUCCGCUUCUUAAAGAAAAGCUGCGGUUAGAUAAGGUCUUUUCAGUGGGCGUGGCGAUAGUAGGGGUUCUAAUUGUUGCAUAUGGAGGUAAAGACGACGGGAAGGGUAUAGACGACGGAGUAAAGCAUGAAGGAGGGUCUCGAUUCUUGGGGAACGUCAUCAUCGGUAUCGGCAGUGUGUUAUAUGGCUUAUACGAGGUGCUGUACAAGAGAUUCGCCUGCCCCCCGGAGGGAACAAGUACGGGCCGAAGCAUGAUCUUCGCCAACACGUUUGGGAGUCUCAUUGGAUCCUUUACCCUUCUUGUCCUCUGGAUUCCAUUGCCUGUCUUCCAUAUUCUUGGCAUUGAAACGUUUCGCUGGCCGACUGGCGAGGCCGCAUGGAUGCUUCUGAUAUCUGUCAUUGCCAAUGCUACCUUCUCCGGGUCCUUCUUAGUUCUCAUCUCUCUCACAUCGCCUGUUCUCUCAUCCGUGGCUUCUCUCCUCACCAUCUUCCUUGUCGCCAUCGUUGACUGGUUUCGAACUGGCCAACCCCUGCCCAUGGCGUCCAUUCUCGGCGGUAUUUUGAUCAUGAUAGCUUUCUUCCUCCUGAGCUGGAGUACAUACCGAGAGAUGAAUGAGGAACGCAAGCAUAAGAUUCAACAGGACGACGUUGUUUCGGAAAGCGAUGAAUAG
This is a messenger RNA of Aspergillus nidulans FGSC A4, 960 nucleotides long. RefSeq names its product DMT family transporter. The record is from RefSeq and is a predicted model, not a curated record. The transcript has 3 exons. Gene Ontology annotation, cellular component: endoplasmic reticulum membrane. Lineage: Eukaryota; Fungi; Ascomycota; Eurotiomycetes; Eurotiales; Aspergillaceae. Bases 1 to 960 code for a protein of 319 amino acids.